Molecule: messenger RNA, 2928 nt
Organism: Chironomus riparius
Lineage: Eukaryota; Metazoa; Arthropoda; Insecta; Diptera; Chironomidae
Source: the annotation of a GenBank genome assembly
AUGGAAAAAGGAGAUUCAAGCAGUGAGGAGCAAUAUGAACGGGUAUAUUAUUCACCCUAUUCAAAACACCAAUAUUGUACAGCAAUUCGUUCAAUAGAUACCGUCAGAGCAUUACACCAAACAGUUGUAUCAUUACGUACGGCACUUGAUGAAUCUCGUCAGGAAAUUGAAAAGUUAAAGAAACAGAUCUUAAUCAAUAACGAGAUACAAGAUGCUCGACAAUGUAAUCAUCCGUUAAAUUUAUCACAACAAAUUGAUUAUAAAGCACUAGGUAAAAAAGUCUCAGAAUUGGAAAAGAUUUAUUAUAAAGCUCAUCCAAUGAGCAAUUCAUCACAGGAGGAUUUAGCAAACUACGAACUAAGAACUGAAAGAGGUGAUUCUGAAUUGUUGUCAGAUGAAAAUAAAGCGACAGCUAGUGAUUCAUUACAUAAAGUACGAAAAGGUGAUGGUUUUAAGAAAAAAAUUUCAUUAGUGCCUGAUAUAACAAUCUCAACCCAAAAUCUGAACGACUCCAAUAUAAGCGCAACAGGUGGAAAUACAAACAAUCAGAUGGCGUCUCGAAUUGAUGUAAAAAUUAAAGUGUCAUCAAAUAUAAACGUUUCCGAUAAUAAUGAUGCAUCGACAGACGCCUCUUCUGAGGCAUCAUCCGAUACGCCUACACAGAAAUCAAAUUUAGACAAAAAGAGUGAUGCAGACGUUGAAGCUGAGGAGAAUAAAAGCGUUAGAGACGAAAAGGGUGUUGAGCAAUCAAACGUAUCGAAACGAGAGAAUCCAAAAGUAGAAGUUGAGAUGUAUGAAGAUAGUAAUACUAAUACUUUUAACGUUGAUGCCAAAAAUUUAAAGAUAAGAGUAACAUCCGAAGAUAGCAUUAAUAUUCGUAAGUCUAUUGAGCGUAUCAGUGUUCAACAAAGUUCUACAGAGUAUUUAAAUUUGGAUAUUGAUGACUUGUCUGAGGGUGAUAAUUCCGUCUUUACUGAAGGUGCCACAACUCCAAUUGAACAACGACUUCAACAAGUAGAAGAAAUUGGAUCUGACAAUGAGGGUGUAGAUGAGAUGGGUGAAUUGCCUCGAGAAGAACGCGAGGAACCGGAUGAUAUUCCAGAAGAAGUUGACGAUAUUGAGUUAAUUUUUUCAUCUGAUGAUAAUAAAGAUAUGAUACAAGAAGAUCUUGUUUCAUUGUCAGAAUAUGAACCAUGGCAAGAGCCAGGAGGCACAGGCACACCAGUAUUAACAAGAUUCUCAACAAUCACUUCAGACGAUGCUGAUAGAGAAGCAUAUUAUGAGAAGAAAAAAGCUCUAAGAGCAGCAAGAGCUCAAGCAAGAGAAAGCCUUAAGGAUAAGAGUUUGGAAAGUGCAGACUCAUUAAGUUUUGAUAAUACAAACCAAAAUGCGGAUUAUAAGUUAUCUAGUUUUGAAAAAGAAUCCAGUAUAGACGAUCCAAUUUCACGAGAUAAUAGCAUAGAUACAUUAACAAGACCCGCAACUGCGACAAAGGGCAGAUCUAAUAAGAAAUGGACUAAUGUGAAUGUACUCAUUGAAACGGAUAUUUCCAAAGUUGGUAUUGGGGAGGAAAUUUCACUUGAUAUGAGAAGACGUAAUACAUGCCCUAAUCCUCCUAUUUACAGGCCUUUGGGAUAUUCACAGAAUCGAUCAUCAUUUAGAAACUCAAUAGCAGCCAAAUAUCCUCGCUCAAUCCGUAAUAAUUAUCCAUUAACGACAACGACAAACUUAUCAUCUAAGGACAGGGAAGGCACAAAUGCUGGCUCAAAAAAUGGAGAUUUGAAAUGUAAUUCGUUUGCACAGACAGAUAUUUCAGCAUUAUCGCAUCAAUGGCGCUCAGAAACACAACUAAUUGGAACAGACUAUUGUCUCGGAGGAUAUACAUUACCAUCAAAAUAUAACUCGCCUCAAGCAAACAGCAAUAGAAGUGGGAAAAGCUCACUAAGGCUUUCAGAAAAGACACAAGAGGCACGACGAAUAUUAUUAAGCGACAUAAAUUUUACAAGUAUGGUACCCGAGCUUUCACGUUCAGCAGAUCAUUUAUGUCAGCAAAAAAUAAAUGAGGAGGGAGAUGAAGAUACGGAAUAUUUUAAAGGAAAUUUGUUAAAAACACCAGACUAUUCGGGCCGUGGACUAACGCCAAGUACAAGCACACCAGGGGUUUCUCAAUGGACAUUUAAUGAAAGUACAACACAAACUGAAGGAUUUUGGCAUAAUCGGAAUGAUUCAUUUGAUUCUAGUAAAAGUUAUUCAUUAAGAUCAGGCAAUCAAUCAUCAAACAUGCUAAAUAAGCAUCAACGCUCAAGGAGCGUCCCAUCAUUCCGUUGUUCAAUAUGCAAGCAGACUCACAACUCAUUAAAACCUUCGGAGAGCAUGCACUACACAAAAACAGUUACAUUCCGAGAGCCUCUCCAAAAAACUCGUGGCUCAUUGCCAGAUUUAAGGCAUGACUGUCAUUGUUCGAGACGAUGUGGCAGCAAAACAUCACAACUAUAUCGUAUGCACGAAUCAAGCGGAUCAACAGAAAGUCUAUUGGAGGAGGCUGAUGAAUAUAUGCGACAUUGUGCCGACGACUUAGGCGACUCUAGUAAAAAACCAAAUAGACUAUGCUCGGAUGUUGCAGAAGCACAUCGAGAUUGCCAUCAAUCAAGACAUAUACUGCCUUUUCUGCCAAAAUCUCCUAAAUGCUUAAAGACAGGACAGCAAGCAAAAGUGAUUGCGAAGGGUGGUCGUAUAGUUGUGGGCAAAAUACGUUACAUCGGACACAUUGCAAGUGAUAAGAAUGAAGAUGAAAUUUAUGUCGGAUUGGAAUUGUUGAAUGCCCAAGGAGAUUCGGAUGGAUCUUUUAACGGAAGGAAAUUCUUUGAAUGUGAAUCUAAUUAUGGUAUUUUCGUGCCCUUUAAAAAAGUCAUCAUGGCGUGGAAUUAA